AAGAGAGAAUCUCAUAGACCAUCAUCAGUCUGAGAUCUGACCUCAGGUACUGUUCGACACAAUGAGGUUUCUGAUCUCACUGUGUGUGUCGCUGCUGAUGAUUAAUGGUGGAAUAACCAAUGGACAAACAACAGAACCAACAACUGAUCCAUGCUAUGAUUAUAACACUCUUGAUGAAUCCUGGAGAGACAUACGGCAAAGCUCAAAUCAGUACUCUGGACAUGACGACACUGUUGUUGAAUGGAGCGGCUGGUAUCGGCUGUAUCUGAAUGGAGAAAGUGCCCAGAUGUCUGAGUGGUGUGUGAGUUAUGUGGGAUGUGGUGGAGAAACUGCACUGCAUCUCAACGGUUCUCAUCCAACACUUGAGGAUGGAGUGGUGACGCGUGAAGUCUUGGGGACUAAUUCAUGGUAUUGGUGGUAUUGGAGGUUAUCCAAUCAGUGUGGCGCCUACAAUUCCUCAUCCAUCCGAGUCAAAGCCUGUCCAGGAGAUUAUUACGUCUAUGAAUUUGUCAAACCCAACAUAUCAUCCCCCAAGCCUAUGUACUGUGCAGUUGCUUUCCAAAGCAUCAGCAGUGAUCCCUGCUACAACUAUGAGUCUCUGGAUCGUCCCUGGAGAGCCAACAAUGAAAGUGGAGGUGACAUUUGUGAUGAACUUUUCUCCUGGAAUGGCUGGUACCGGCUUUCCUACUAUGGAAUGGACAUCCGGAUGUCAGAGACCUGCGUUAGUUCAUACAGCUGUAAUACAAACUAUAAUCUGUGGCUCAGUGAUCCUCACCCUCAGAUAGAGGAUGGAGUGGUGAUCAGGGUGAUCUGUGGAGGGACUUCUUGGGGAAGCUGCUGUGAUUACAAGACAAACCCCAUCAGAGUGAAAGCGUGUCCAGGCAAUUACUAUGUCUAUGAACUUGUGAAUCCACAAUUUGAGUGUUCAGGAUACUGCACAGAUGUCAGCACUAUUUCACAGGCGGUUUCCACUGUGAGUCCAGAUAUAUUCACUGGAUCCACCAUCAACUUGAAUUAUGACCCGUGUAAUAACUACAACACACUCGACAACUACUGGAGAAACAUACUCAAUUACUGGUCUAUUUAUGAAUACAUAAUUGAUCAUGAUGACACUCGUGUAGAAUGGGACGGCUGGUAUCGGCUCUUCAUUAAUGGAUCAAGUGCUCAGAUGCCUGAGUGGUGUUUUAAAUAUAUGUCAUGUGGAGGUUAUAGUUCUCUGUAUCUUGGUGACUCUCAUCCUCGGCUAGAAGAUGGAGUUGUUACUCGUGAAGUUUACGGCUCCCGUGAUGAUCAGUGCAGUCGCUACAGAUCCGACCCAAUCCAAGUCAAAGCUUGUCCUGGAAAUUAUUAUGUCUACAAAUUUAUCAGACCAACUCUUUCAAUCCCAGUUCCUGUAUAUUGUGCAGUGCCUUUCUCCACCCCAAGUGUCGACCCCUGCUACAACUAUACCAGUCUGGAUGAGCCUUGGAGAUCCACAGACAACUAUUACUAUAAUAACUAUAACUACUAUGGCAUGUGUGAUUAUAAUGUGGAGUGGAAUGGCUGGUACAGGAUGUUCAACAAUGGUGAAAAUACUCAGAUGCCAGAAUCAUGUGUAAAUCAGUACACAUGUGGCACUUUUAAAGCACUGUCGCUCAACGGCUCGCACCCACAGCUGGAGGAUGGAGUGGUCACCCGUCAGGUCUGUGUCUCCUCAUGGGGUGACUGCUGUACUUACAAAUCCCAUCCUAUAAGAGUCAAAGCCUGUCCAGGAAAUUACUACGUUUAUGAGUUUGUCAAGCCAACGGUUUGUGGAGCUUACUGUGUUGAUGCCUCAAACCAGUCCAUCUCAUCAACAACAGAGACGAUCCCAUCCAUAGAAUCCAUUACUCCACCAAUCACAACCACUGAUGUGAGAGAUCGCUGUUCUGAACUCAGCUGCUCUGAGGAUGAAUGGUGUGGGAAGAAAAAUGGUGUUUAUGGCUGUUUAUGUCAAGAGGACAAUCACAGACCACAACCUGACUCGUUUGAUUUCUCAAAAACCUGUGAAAGCAGCUCUGGCUCCAUAUCUGUGUCUCGCUGUCAGCUCUUUGAGGCUGGUUUUCCAGCUGAUGUCUUACACCUCAAUGAUCCCGACUGCAAAGGAACGGUCCGGAACGGCCGAGUGGAAUUCCUCUUUGAUAAUGAUGAACACAUCUGUGGAACAAAUCUUGUGGCUAACGGCACCCACUUCAUCUAUGAAAACUUUAUUCUGGGGACAGCGAGAUCAGAAGGUCUCAUCAGCAGAGAGAAAAUCCUGAAGCUUUCUUUCAGCUGUACUUAUCCUCAAUCCCAAACAAUUUCCAUGAAUGUGGAAAUCAAUCCACUGGAGAGUAUUGUGCACAAGACUCUUCCCGCUGGUGAAGGCAGAUAUCUGGUCCGGAUGAUCCCAUAUGAGGAUGAUGAGUUUACCCGGCCCUUCACUGGUCGAGUGGAUGCAGAGCUCGACCAGGAGAUGCAUGUGGAAGUUCGUGUUGAGGGGGUCGACAGCCGCCAGUUCGCCCUGGUGAUGGACACGUGUUGGGCUACACCUGUGAAUGAUCCCGAUUACAGCCUCCGCUGGGAUCUCAUCCUUUCAGAGUGUCCGAAUCCAGAUGACGACACAGUGGAUCUGCUGCAGAACGGCGUCUCGACAUCCAGCCGUUUCUCAUUCAGGAUGAAUGUAUUUACUCCAAACUCCACUAGGCUUUAUCUGCACUGUGCUGUUCACCUUUGCCUUCUGUCAAGCAAUCGCUGCUCAACGGACUGUGGCUCUGGACACCAGCGGAGAGAGCGCAGGUCUCUGGACUUCCAUGACAGUGCUUCCAUAUCCAUGGGUCCUCUGGUGUUGUCUGAAGGGAACACAGAUAAGUGGGUCCCAGAACAAGUGAAGGUAUCUGAGGCUUCUUGUGUGUGUGUUUCUCUGAUGCUGAUACUUGUUCCUCUGAUGAGUGUCCUCACACACUUUUAGUUUAGUAAACACAACAAUUUACGUGCAGAUUGUCUAGAACUGAUGCUUGGUUGUGGGUUUCUAAACCAUGCACUUCAUGUGGACUAAUAAAGGAAUUAUUAUUUAAUCAUUUACAUUUAUUUCUGUAUAGUACAUUAAUUCUGUACAGUGUUAAUUUUGACAGCAAAAUUUGAUUUUAGUUUUAGUCUUUUGACUAAAAUGCCAUUUAGUUUUAGUCAUAUUUUAGUCAUCUGAAUUGUUUUAGUUUUAGUCUAGUUUUAGUCGACGAAAUUCAAUAUGAUUUUAGUCGACUAAAUCAACAGUAGUGUUAAUUUCGUUGACGAAAAUUAUUCGUUAACGACAUUUUUUCACAGACGAAAACGAGACGAUAACUAAAUAAAAACUUUUUUUUAACUAAUAAAAAAAAUUUUGAUGACAAAAACUAUGAUGAAAAUCUAUUGACAUUUUCGUCAACGAAUAAAAACUAGACGAAAAUGUUAGAUAGUGACGAUUUGGGAAGCGGUGCAGUCAGAAUUCAAAACUGAUGUCCUGCGUGUGUUGCGCACAUUUGUACUGUGACGUGCUGAUUUACACCGCGGUCUCAUAAACGUUCAAAAAUGUGAACGUCUGUGAGAAUGAGUAGAGCAGACAUAUAGAUAUGAAUAUUGAAUAGGAGUGACGAUGCAAAAAAGAGCUUUAUUCGGUACGGUUCUCCGUGCGCGCACACACCCGACCCGAAGCGCGCAGGUAUCCACACACACACACACACACAUAAAGUGCGCGAGGACUGAACUGGGCUCUCUUUCGUGUCUGAAUGGACAAAUAUACACCACAAUAAGUCUAAACGGCCGUUUUGGACAGUAUUCAUAUAAACUAUGUCGGUUAUGUCUUAAACAGUUGUGAGUGUAUCGGAUGUGCAUCAGUGCAAUUGGAUCCGCAUGUCAUUGGAAAUGAUCCGACGUCUUAUAGUGAUAGUGGCAAUAAACAUAAUGUGGUCUGUGUCCUUAAUAUUGAUCAAGCAACAAAAGAAAAAGAGAAAUAGCUUUAGUAUAAUAAGGAUUAAUUAUAUUUAAUUUAUACAAAUAAAUAUUUUUGCUUGAAAGGAUAAAGAAUGAUGUAUGCAAGUAGUUACAAUGAAUCCAUAUAUCAUUCAUUGAAAUGACUGUUGUACUUUAGGAAAAGUGGUUUUAUUUAGGCUAAUUUUAAGAUAUUUUUUAAGUCACAGUAGUUAAAUCCAUAUCUGUAUUGCAUGUUCAGACUUUUAAAUCAUUCAUAUUAACAUGUUAAUAGAUGUUUUCUUCAGGAGUAUAUGGGUUUGUACAUUUUAUUCUCUUCUAAAUUCUAAAUUAAUGCAUUACAGUUUAACUAAACCCAUUAUGUUUUAGUCGACUAUUAGCCUACUUGAGGGAAUGUGCUGCUGCUACAACAAAGAUUCCUUUUCUGUGGAGAUUUGUGAUAUUGUUAUUGUAGGCAACUAACUAAUGUGACUUUCUUUUCCUAAAAAUUGUGCUGUAAUUUUUUUAUUCCUUGUGUUUAAGGCGAGAAAAAGUUCUGAAUUAAAACGAGGAAAAAAAUAAAUACAUUUUAUGGUUAGC
This is a messenger RNA of Pimephales promelas (fathead minnow), 4542 nucleotides long. NCBI's taxonomy places the organism in Eukaryota, Metazoa, Chordata, Actinopteri, Cypriniformes, Leuciscidae. The record is from RefSeq and is a predicted model, not a curated record.